AUGUAUUCACAACACCCGGCUAUUGCGCCUCAGAAACCUGAGACGUUCAUGUUGAGCACCGAAGCUCAGCAGGCUCUUCCCCAUGAUGCCCAGGUCGCCCUUCAGCAAGUCGACAACCUCAAGUAUUUCCUCAUCUCCGCCCCAGUCGAUUGGCAGCCGGAUCAGUACAUUCGACGCUUUCUUCUGCCGACGGGUGAAUACGUCUCUUGCAUCCUGUGGAACAACCUCUUCCACAUCUCCGGCACUGACAUUGUGCGAUGCCUCUCCUUCAGAUUCCAAGCCUUUGGCCGCCCUGUCAAGAACUCCAAAAAGUUCGAGGAGGGAAUCUUCUCCGAUCUCCGAAAUCUCAAGUCAGGAACAGAUGCCUCCCUGGAGGAACCAAAGAGCGCUUUCCUCGACUUUCUCUACAAAAACAACUGCAUCCGUACCCAGAAGAAGCAAAAGGUCUUUUACUGGUACAGUGUGCCCCACGACCGCCUCUUCCUGGAUGCUCUGGAGCGAGACUUGAAGCGGGAGAAGAUGGGCCAGGAAGCCACUACCGUCGCUGUUAGCGAGCCCGCCUUGUCUUUCCAGUACGAUUCGUCGCAGUCGCUCUACGAGCAGCUCACGAAGAGCCAGCAGGCCAACUCGUCCUCCUUCAGCGCGCAGCAGUCUUCUUUUCACCCCAGCCAGUCCACCUCUCCCGUCAUGAGGGGCAUGGACUCCAUGCCUCCCCCGAGCAUCAUACCCAACACCAUGGCCCCUUUGGCUGAGAGCAUGGACUCCAUGGUCCCCUACGACACCAUGACCAUGGCCCCCGCCGUCCCCCAUCAGGUUGCCGCAGUCAAGAGGGAGGCUGACUUCACUCGCGUCCACUACAACCAGAAUGGCAUCCCCAUUACGCACAGCCACCACCGCCAUUCCUCGAUGCCCGCCUACGGCCUGGAGUACUCGCCUGCUCCGUCCUUUGUGUCUUCGGGCUACGAGGAUUACAGCAACCGGGGUUUGUCCUUUGAGCCCAUCACUCCUCCUCAGCAGGCUCUCGGCAUGACUGCCGAGCCCGCCUACAUUGCCAACGAGGAGACUGGACUCUACUCUGCCAUCCCCGAUCACCUCUCCGCCAUGUCUGGCCUCGGCGGAAUGGUCCAGAUGCCGUCCCACCUUGCUGGCCCGCAGUUCCCUCGCUCUUACGGCGCAAACAACAUUUACUCCGUCAUCGAGGGAUCCCCCACCUACAAGCAGCGAAGACGCCGCACGUCCAUCCCCACCUCAAUGUCUACCAUCGCACCUACGUCAACCCCGUCUGCCCCUCACAGGCCCUCGGAUCUGCGUCGGUCAGUCUCCGUCUCUAUGGGGCCCGUCGCCGAGGGAGAAGAGUCUACUGGAAACUCACCUUCCAGCAUGAUUUACCCCUCCCAGCACAAGGAUCUCAUGGACAUCUCAAGACAUGGCAGCCCCGCUGUUCACCCCAUGGCUCUCCAGCAUGACUUUUCCCACAUCAGCGACGACCUCUCUGGUGAGCGUUCCAUGAUGGCUGGCGGCAUUGUCCGACGUGCCCGAUCAGCUACCGUGAUGGAGCUGGGCCCUUAUCCUCACAAGUCUCACUCGUGCCCAAUUCCCACCUGUGGCCGACUCUUUAAGAGACUAGAGCACCUCAAGAGGCAUGUCCGAACACACACUCAAGAGAAGCCUUACAUCUGCCCUCACUGCAGCAAGGCUUUCUCCCGAUCAGAUAACCUGGCGCAGCACAAGCGUACCCACAGCCGCGAGGAUGGUGGCGAGGGCUCAUUGCAUCUCUCUGCCGAGGAGGAGGAGGAGUUUUCUGGCGAGGAGCAUCUUGGAUCUGUCGAGGAGGCAUCACCAACAUCAGAAUCAGCCUUUGUCCCUGGCUCGAUCAACGCCGUCGUUACCAACGGCGGUGUUGCUCCUCAGACCACCAUGACUUCCAGCCACAGCUUCAACAGCCUCCAGACCCUGAGCAUGCCCAUGACCAUCAGCCACCCCACGCCCAUCAAUGCUGGCGGUGCCAUGUAA
Trichoderma aggressivum f. europaeum is the source of this 2013-nucleotide messenger RNA. Its product is annotated as transcriptional regulator family: C2H2 zinc finger and STE like TF. The record is from RefSeq and is a predicted model, not a curated record. Lineage: Eukaryota; Fungi; Ascomycota; Sordariomycetes; Hypocreales; Hypocreaceae. The transcript is spliced from 3 exons. Gene Ontology annotation, molecular function: DNA-binding transcription factor activity. Gene Ontology annotation, biological process: sexual reproduction; regulation of DNA-templated transcription. Gene Ontology annotation, cellular component: Tec1p-Ste12p-Dig1p complex; Ste12p-Dig1p-Dig2p complex; nucleus. Bases 1 to 2013 code for a protein of 670 amino acids.